AUGUUAGUUGAACAGUUACCAUUAUCGUUUCACGAAAUAGCAAAGCAAACAAGUGAAGACGCUGUUUUAAAAAUAGUUUGUGAGCAGGUUAAGUCUGGUUGGGUUGGCCAUAAAAAUUAUAAAAACGAGUCGGAACCAUAUUUUCGUAGGAGGUCCGAGUUGUCAAUUGAAAAGGGAUGUUUAAUUAUAGGAAAUAGAGUUGUAGUUCCAAAUAUAUUAAGACAGCAAGUGUUAAAUAUUUUACAUAAAAAUCACCCAGGUGUAGUACGGUCAAAAAUGUUAGCUCGAUCUUAUGUAUGGUGGCCAAAUAUAGAUAGUUGUAUUGAAAAGUAUAUAAAAUGCUGUUCACAAUGCCAGUUAAAUCAAAACGAUAAAAGUAAAAAUGAUAAAAUUUUUGUCCCCUGGCCGAAGUCAGAAAAACCAUGGCAGCGUAUUCAUAUUGAUUUUUUGGACGUAAAUAAAAUUAAGUUAUUAAUUCUGGUAGAUAGUGGAAGUAAAUGGAUUGAAUGUUGGGCGUUAAAUAGUACAACCGCAGCAAUGGUAAUCAGAGUUUUAAGCCGUUGUUUUUGUACUUUUGGAUCGCCUGAAAUACUUGUGUGCGAUAACGGGCCGCCGUUUGGUUCAAAAGAAUUAAAAACAUAUUGCAUUAAUAAUAGUAUAAAGUUAUUACAUUCUCCACCGUAUAAUCCGGAGUCAAACGGUUUGGCGGAGAGAGGGGUACAAACUAUUAAGAAGAUAUUAAUUAAGUCACUGUGUAAUGAGAGAGAGGUAACGAGAAUGCAAACGAAAAUAGACGAUGCAUUAUUGUCUUAUCGAAAUACACCGUCAGCUGAUACAGGUUGUUGUCCAGCAGAAAUUAUGUUAAAUUUUAAGCCGAAAACACAAUUAACAGUAUUAAAACCAAAAAUAGGAGGGAACAUUAUUUUAGAGCACUCAAUGGGAAAAUCGGAAAAUUUUGAAAUUAAUGAAAAUGUGUUAGUAAAAAACCCACAAGCAAAAGGUCAAAAUUGGUUACCAGGUAAAAUUAUGAAAGUACUGAGUGGAUGUAGGUAUUUAGUGAUGAUGAAUGGUAGCGUGAAAAUGGUGCAUAUAAAUAAAUUAAAACCUAGUAUGUUAAGCGAAAGAAUACAUCAGAGUAAUUAA
Macrosiphum euphorbiae (potato aphid) is the source of this 1143-nucleotide messenger RNA. NCBI's taxonomy places the organism in Eukaryota, Metazoa, Arthropoda, Insecta, Hemiptera, Aphididae. The record is from the annotation of a GenBank genome assembly.